Eruca vesicaria subsp. sativa (arugula) is the source of this 1326-nucleotide messenger RNA. NCBI's taxonomy places the organism in Eukaryota, Viridiplantae, Streptophyta, Magnoliopsida, Brassicales, Brassicaceae. The record is from the annotation of a GenBank genome assembly.
UUGGAAUUGAACUAAUAGAUCUUAGAAUUCAAGAAUCCAAGUCUAUUUUGGAUUAGCUGAACCCUGAUUUACUUGCAUCGAGUAGAAAGAAAAGAACCCUAAUUUUUCAUAUACUCCUUGCUUAGUUUAAUUCCCUUCUUAUUCAUAAUUGAAACUGAUUCAAACUUGUUGAAGAGUUACAGAUUCCAUUUUCCAUGUAUGACAAAGACACUCUCUGAAACUGUUUUUUAACACUUUUUUGUCUGAAUGUAUAUGGUCUUUGAUUGGUCUCAAAAGAGACAGACAUGUCUGAAUCAAAGGAUGAGAAAACACAAGUUGCAGCAGACAGGAUCAAAGCUGCAGCACUCACUGCUUCAAAAGGCUUAAGCCGAACCCAAGCUGAGCGAGCUGCAGCUGCUGCUUCAAGAAACGUCAACGCUUACGGUCAAAAGGAGGAAGGUCCUAGCAGAUGGCAGGAGAAGAGGGAAGCCAAGAGGCAGAUGUAUUUGAUGAGUACUGAGAAAGCCGUGAGGCUUGGUGAAAGGAAAGAUAAGUCAGUGUCUGCAUCGGUAGUGGGAGGAAGUAGUUUGGCGGCUUCGCAGUGUCAGAAGUGUUUUCAGACAGGGCAUUGGACUUAUGAGUGCAAGAACGAGAGGGUUUAUGUUUCUAGACCUUCGAGAACUCAGCAGCUUAAGAAUCCUAAGCUGAGGAUGAAGCCUUCUGUUGAUGAUCUUGAUGGUGAUGAUGAGAAGGUAGAAGCAGGGAAUGGGAAAGAAGAUGAAGAAGGAGGUGAGAGGCGGUUGUCUAAGAAGAGCAAGAGGAAGAAGAGGUCGAAGUCUGAUUCUGGCAGUGAUAGUGAAGCGUCUGUGUUUGAAACAGAUAGUAGUGACGGCUCGGAAUCAUCUGGUGGGAGUAGUUCAGAGUAUAGUUCAUCGUCUGAGUCGGAGGAGGAAAGGAGGAGGAGAAGGAAUAAGAGGAAGAGCAAGAAGAAGCCAAAGCAGAGGAAGGAAAGGCAAAGGAGAAAAAGAUACAGUUCUUCUUCAUCUGAGGAGGAGUCUGAUUCAGAAUCAGCUUCGGAGUCUGAUUCUGAUGAAGACAGAAGCAGUAGAAAGAAGAAGAGCAAGAGGCACAGCAGCAACAGAAAACGUCGUUGAAUUGGUUUUAGGAAAAUUUGGAGUGUAUGAAUUUUUUUUUAGAGUGGAUCAUUUUGAGCUACAUGAAGAAACUCACUGCUUUCUUUUCUUAAGUUUCAUCUUUUCCUUUUUCUCAGCCGCUUAUGGCUUUGUGUUGUAAUACACUGAUGGAUUUGAGAAUCUCCUUUAGUUUUCAGAACUCAGUAGAACCACA